AUGCGACAAAAUGGCACAAAUGGCUUCAAUAAACCGCCUGAGAUUUCAGAGGCUGAAAACAUGACAAUUAAGAGGCGUGACGGCACGGACAUGGAGCUGCGUAUCGUCAAGCCAACAACAGGUGGCCUUGUGUAUGGAACUGCUCGUGGCCAAGACAACUACUUGCAAGCACUGGCCAACGCACUAGGUCUUACAGCCGUUUCGGUCGAGUAUAGGCUCGCGCCAGAGCAUCCUUUCCCAGCUAGCCAGCACGAUGCCACUGACGCAGCCCUAUACGCCAUCUCUGCAGACGGUGAGGACAAGUUGGGAGGUCCUCUUCGUCUAUUUGCAGGCAAGUCAAGUGGUGCUUAUCUCGCUGUAUGGACCGCUAUCUCACUCCGUGACGAUCACGGUGUAGAUACCAAAGCCACCUUGGCUGGUUUGGUGUGCAGUUACGGAACAUAUGAUAUUUCGUAUACACCGUCCCUGCUCCGCCAUAAGCGGAACAUAAUUGUCGGACGUGAGAGUAUGUUUAGGCUCAUGGACGCUGCGUUCCCUCCGGAACAGGUGGUGAACCGCAAAGAUGCUUCUGUCUCUCCGCUUUACGCGGAUCUCAAGAACCUGCCACCCGCGCUCUUCUUGUGUGGUACUGAAGAUGCUGUUGUUGAUGAUAGCGUCUUCAUUGGCGCGCGAUGGAGCCUCGCCGGUAAUAAGGCCGAAGUCAAGUUGGUCCCCAAGGGAUUUCAUGCUUUCUCACUAAUCCCGACGGGUGAAAUACAAAAGGAGGGAGUCUCGGAGGUUAUAUCAUUCGCACUAUCAGUCUUGUAA
Messenger RNA from Fusarium fujikuroi IMI 58289, 807 nucleotides. RefSeq names its product related to lipase/esterase. The coding region runs from base 1 to 807 and encodes 268 amino acids. The record is from RefSeq and is a predicted model, not a curated record. The transcript is spliced from 2 exons. Gene Ontology annotation, molecular function: hydrolase activity. NCBI's taxonomy places the organism in Eukaryota, Fungi, Ascomycota, Sordariomycetes, Hypocreales, Nectriaceae.